GAAAGUGAAGGGAAGCCGCCAGUGCAUCUGAUUCAGUGGCUGAGGCUGUUUGCAUUGGGAUCCUCAGAGAGGAGCUAAUCUAUGGAGCCAGGACCUCCAGUGGUAUCUGCUGGUCAAGCAGCUGGAGGACUCUAUCUACCUCUUAGUGACAAUGAGCAGAAAUGUUACUCAGAGCUUUUCUCCUUGUGCCAAGUUGAAGGAUCCUCACGCCUGGCAGCUGAUAGCAGUAAGGUGGCAGAGCUGUUCAUGGCAUCCCAGCUUCCAGCUGAAACUUUACACCAGAUCACAGACCUGUGCGGUGCAAAACAUGUGGGGUUUUUCGGUCCAGCUCAGUUUUUUAUUGCAUUGAAAUUAAUUGCUGCAGCACAAGCCGGUCUGGCAGUUCGCAUGGAGAGCAUUAAGUGCGAGUUACCACUUGCUUGUUUCCUGUCUAUGAAAUUUGACAACUUUAAAUAUGGGAUUCAAUCAGUGAGCACAGAUGCCCAACUAUUAAAACACAGUGCCAGUGAGAGAGGCUCUAACCAUUCGCAUGGUGAAGGAGAAACUAAGUCAGAAGCCAAGACAUUUGUGACAUCUCCUCAGAAAUCACCUUUCUCAACCUCUUUGGAAUAUGCACGCGGGAAAAAGCAAAACAGUCCUGAACACCACAGUGGAGCAGCAUACGAGACGAGACAACCUGCUCUACUUCAGCAGGAUGGACACUUGCCGGUGAACUAUGGAAAGCAACCUGCCCCUCUGCAGUCUUCUAUUAGCCGGCAGUCACUUUCAGUUGAAAGAGAAUCACAGGACACUUCAGAGAGUUACUCCGAGGACCCCUGGAGGAUAACAGAAGAACAACGAGAGUACUAUACCAACCAGUUUAAAACCCUUCAAGCUGACCUGAAUUCCUUCAUUUCUGGUUCUGUAGCAAGAAACUUUUUUACCAUAUCGAAGCUUCCUAUACCAGAACUUUCACACAUUUGGGACCUUAGUGAUGUUGACUGUGAUGGUGCUUUAACGCUCGCAGAAUUUUUUGCAGCUUUUCACCUUAUUGUUGCUAGGAAAAAUGGAUAUGAUUUACCAGAUACACUUCCCAAAACCUUGCUGUCUGAAAUACUUAAACCAACACCUAUAAGGCCUGCCACAGAUGGUGUAUAUGAAGCAUAUCGCGAAACAAACACCGUUUGCUCAGCCAGGAAGGAGCUUGAGACUGUCUGUGAAGAUCCUGCUAACUCAGAGCCCCUGAUCCUCUUUGAUGUGGAAAUCCGUAACGGCAAGCCAAAACCAACCACAGAAGCACCACCUGGUCAAAAUGCGCUAAAGGAAAGCACAGUGAAUGACUCAGGAGCAUUAAAAGAAAAUACAAUAAUUCAUCUUGAACCAACUGAGAAAAACAAGUUCCAGUCCUUCAAAACAGCUGUCCACCAAGACCCGUACACACACAAAACAAGGCCAAGGUCUAGGUCUUACUCCAGCACUUCUAUUGAAGAGACCAUGAAGAAAGUUGAAGAGCCUCCAACUCCACCCCCGAGACCACAGAAAACACAUUCAAGGGCUUCUUCUUUGGAUCUGAGUAGAAUCAUACAACAUCAUUCACCAGCUCCUCGAGCUGGAUGGAUACAACCUCCUCCUGCACUACCUCCAAGACCAUAUGUGUCCCAGUUUUCUUAUCCUAUCACUGAUCAAAUGCCACUUCAGCAGCCAAGUUUUGCAGAUUUCAAGUCAAAGGAACAGAAUGAACGAGGAGUAGAGAUUGAAUUACAGACUAAUAAAAUGUUGCCACAGACAGAGGAAAGCAGUCCUGCCAAAAAGGAGAUGCUACUGAACCAGCCGCCCACAAAACCAUUAAGAAGAAAAUUCCACCCUGAGAGCCAAGUUCUGGAAAAUCACGACCUGUCCUCUGCAUCAAGUGUGACCUCAUCUGCUGCAUCCUUAAAGUCACAUACAGCUGCCCAAAAGCAGCCGUCCAAACAGAAAAAAGCUAUCCAGACAGCCAUCCGUAAAAACAAGGAAGCCAAUGCAGUCCUGGCCAGACUGAACAGUGAACUUCAGCAGCAACUCAAGGAAGUCCAUCAGGAGAGGAUAACCUUGGAAACCCAGCUGGAACAGCUCCGUCCUCUUACUGUGUUAUGACCUUUGGACAGUGUGACAGCACUGGAGAUUCUACUGUGCACGCAUUUGGUAGCCUGGUUGUAAUUCUUGUUGUUAUAUCCAUGGUGCUGAAGCCAUUUACAUGGUUUGCAAAAAAAAAAAGAAAAUGCAAAGUAUAUUUUGAAGUCCGUUAUCCCAGUAGAUGUACUUCAACUCAUUUACAUCUUAAUAAGAGUGCACAAGGACCACCGAGGCUGGGUUUAUGAAGGUUGAUGGACAUCUAGUAAGACACCAAAGUUCCUGUGAAGCACGUCCAUUCUCGUUCCUAGAUGUGUGGGAAACUCAAUGAAUGUAAGACGAACAUUACGUAAAAAUUUCGCUUUUUUGAGCUUUUGGAUCACCUUGAAUUAACUGCCUUCUUUUACAUUUUAGAAUUGGAUGAAAUUGUGUGUUUUUAUGUUACAAAUGCAGCUAUAUUUGCAGUUCAGAUAAACGUGUGACAGAGUAGGCCAAGGUAAGUCAAUUUAUGGUCAAAGUAAAUGUAUGGCUGUUCACUGACUUUGUAGAUGAGGGAUCUCCAUCAUAAAGGCUCGUCACUUGUACAUACUUAUUCCCACUGCCAUCAACUGUGUUACCACCGAAAGCUAGUGUAAAACUAAAAUUGAAGCAUACUUUACUUUCCUGCCUGGAAAAAUGCAUAUUUCACUGUAUGUAAAAAUGUAUGACAAUAUGGUUGUAUACACCUGCUUUAAAAUUUGAUUCUAAAAGGUAUACCAUCAUGUUUUUUGGCAAUAUUGAAUAAAGUAGCAGUGUAUGUUU
Bufo gargarizans (Asiatic toad) is the source of this 2889-nucleotide messenger RNA. RefSeq names its product RALBP1 associated Eps domain containing 2 (gene REPS2). The record is from RefSeq and is a predicted model, not a curated record. Gene Ontology annotation, cellular component: cytoplasm; plasma membrane. Gene Ontology annotation, biological process: endosomal transport; endocytosis. The coding region runs from base 82 to 2112 and encodes 676 amino acids. Gene Ontology annotation, molecular function: calcium ion binding; protein binding. The transcript is spliced from 20 exons. Lineage: Eukaryota; Metazoa; Chordata; Amphibia; Anura; Bufonidae.